UUCUCCCUGUCGUCUACGUCCCUUCCGGCCGCGUCCUUCGCCUUCGCCUCCCAAGAUCUCCCCCCCGUUGUCUCCUUCCCCCGGCCAUCUCCGGCACCGGAUUUUCGUCGCCGCCUUGCCCUGUCACUUUCCGCGAAGACCCAUUCCCACACACUGCUUUAAGCCAACAAGUUGCCGCCUCCGCGUAUUGGCGCGCAGCGCGGUCGGUGUCCCGCCUUGAUUGGCCCAGGAGCACGGCGAAAGGCGGCCGGCGCUGAAUUGGUUGCCGCCGCCGCUGCUGGUGCCGCGGUUUGAGAGUGCGCCGAAGGGUUUUCGCUCAUCCUGUCUUGCCUUGUGUGGGGAGCUGUCGGCAGGCAGGGUCAAAGGAGGCGGUUUUUCCUCUUGUCCCAAUCGCAUUGUUGAUCUGACGCGGUUCUUGGGGAAUUCGGAUUGGGGAUAGGCGGAGGGGGGGAGUCGUCUUCAAGGAGACUGCAGUGGUUCGCGUGGAUCCAGGAAGGGAUUUGAUCGCGUUGGGAUUUGGGAGGUGGUGGCUGCUCUGUUGCUGCUCCUGUGUUCUGUUGCUGCUCUUGCUGUUCUUGGCAUGAGCGUUGGAGAUGGGGACGGACUACUACAAUGUGCUCAAGGUGAACCGGAACGCCACGGAGGAGGACCUCAAGAAGUCGUACCGCCGGCUGGCCAUGAAGUGGCACCCUGACAAGAACCCUGGCGACGUCAAGAAGGAAGCCGAGGCCAAAUUCAAGAAGAUCUCCGAGGCCUACGAGGUUUUGAGUGAUCCCCAGAAGAGGGCGAUAUAUGAUCAGUAUGGUGAGGAAGGUCUGAAGGCUGCAGAUGGUGGUGGUUCCACAUCCAUGAACGGGGCUGCCAAGCAACGUUUCAAUCCUCGCAAUGCUGAAGACGUGUUUGCUGAGUUCUUUGGCAGCAGCAAGCCUUUCGAGAACAUGGGGCGAGCGAAGUCAAUGAGGUUCCAGACGGAAGGUGCUGGCACUUUCGGUGGGUUCGGUGGGAAUGAGAACAAGUUUAGAUCAUACAAUGAUUCGUCGGUUGGCACCAGUUCAAGUCAGGCUCGAAAGCCACCGCCUGUGGAAACCAAACUGCCCUGCUCACUUGAAGAGUUAUACGCAGGUUCAACACGCAAGAUGAAGAUAUCCAGGAACGUUGUCAAGCCCAAUGGGCAACUAGGGACCGAAUCGGAGAUUUUAACAAUCGAUAUAAAGCCUGGCUGGAAGAAGGGAACGAAGAUCACAUUCCCUGACAAGGGCAACGAGCAGCCAAACCAGCUCCCUGCCGAUCUCGUCUUUGUUAUCGAUGAGAAGCCCCAUGAUCUGUACACAAGGGAAAGCAACGAUCUCCUGGUCCACCGGAAGAUUGAUUUGGUGGAUGCAUUGGCAGGAACUACGGUCAAUCUGAAGACACUCGACGGGCGUGACCUGGUGAUUAAGCUCACUGAUGUGGUGACACCUGGUUAUGAGCUUGUGAUUGCAAAGGAGGGGAUGCCUAUUGUCAAGGAGAACGGGAGAAGAGGCAACCUGAGGAUCAAGUUCGAUGUCAAUUUUCCUAAGAGGUUGUCGUCAGAGCAGCGGCACAGCAUUAGGAAGGUUCUUGGAGCUCAACCUCAGCAGCAGUGAGCAGAGAUUUUCGAAACAAGAUCACCUGCCCACAGACUAAUUCAGAUAUUCUUCUCUUUGUUCGGCUGGCUCGUAUGUUUAGUCAAUUUUCCUUUGUGCUAUUUUCUGAUCUUCUCCCUUAUUGGAAAAAUAGUGAUGUUGAAGACAACAGGUGUAAUACAAGAAUGUUGUCUUUGUGUCUUCACUUACAUAUUUCAGUGUUAGCGCUGUCCAUAUCCUUUUUCUAUGAAAUCUGUUUAUUGAUGUAAACAA
This is a messenger RNA of Sorghum bicolor (sorghum), 1877 nucleotides long. RefSeq names its product dnaJ homolog subfamily B member 4. Gene Ontology annotation, cellular component: cytosol. The transcript has 3 exons. The record is from RefSeq and is a predicted model, not a curated record. Lineage: Eukaryota; Viridiplantae; Streptophyta; Magnoliopsida; Poales; Poaceae. Gene Ontology annotation, molecular function: protein-folding chaperone binding. Bases 594 to 1625 code for a protein of 343 amino acids.